This is a messenger RNA of Kogia breviceps (pygmy sperm whale), 2631 nucleotides long. The record is from RefSeq and is a predicted model, not a curated record. NCBI's taxonomy places the organism in Eukaryota, Metazoa, Chordata, Mammalia, Artiodactyla, Physeteridae.
UGUGGUCCCAGCAUGCUGUGCGCGGUCUGGGGUUGGAGCUUGGUGGGCGCCGGGUUUCCCGCAUCGCCCUGGGGUGCGUGUUUUGGGGGUCUUCUAGGGGUCUGGCCCCUCCCGCGCUGUCGGAGCCGACUCGCCGUCUUGCCCUCCUGGGGAGGGCAGGUGCACUGUACGCAGAGACCGGGAGCCACUGUGGAGACAAGCCGAGCCGUCAGGGAGGAGUGGGAGCGGUCGUCAGCGGGGGCCUUCAAGGUCUUUCUUGAUAGGAUUUCUGAAGAGCUGCACUUUCUCUGGUGGGAUUUGAACAUAAGCACCUGUCCCUACGGCAGAGCCCCCAGGUGCAUGAAGCAAAAGCUGACGUAAUUUAAGGAAGGCAGACAACUCAACAGUAGUACGUGCAUAAUUUUGCAACGCUUUGCUUUCUUCUGCUUCACAGAUAUUGCGUUUUUUACAAAUUGAAGGUUUGUGGUAACCCUGCAUGGAGCGAGUCUGUCGGCACUAAUUUUUGCAGCAGCCUUUGCUCACUUCCUAUCUGAGUGUCACAUUGUGGUAAUUCAAGCAAACUUUUCCGUCGUUACUGGUUACGCUGAUCUGUGAUUGGUGGCCUUCCGUGUUGCUGUUGUAGUUUUGGGGCGCUGACAGCCGCGCCCAGGUAAGGCAGGGAACUUAACUGAUAAAUGUUGUGAGCGUUCUGACUGCUCCACUGACGUGCGUUUCGUGUCUCAGUAUCUCUCCUCGGGCCUCCCUAUUCCCUAGGACGCAACAAUAUUGAAAAUAGGCACAUUAUUAAUCCUACGAUGGCCUCUACGUGUUCAAGUGAAAGGAAGAGUCGCACGUCUCUCACUUUAAAUCAAAAGUUAGAAAUGAUUAAGCUUAGUGAGGAGGGCCUGUCGAAAGCUGAGAUAGGCCGAAAGCUAGGCCUCUUGCGCCAAACAGUUAGCCAAGUCGUGAACGCAAAGGACAAGUUCCUGAAGGAAGUUAGCAGCGCUACUCCGGUGAACACACGAAUGAUCAGGAAGCGAAACAGCCUUAUUGCUGAUAUGGAGAAAGUCUUAGUGGUCUGGAUAGAAGAUCAGACCAGCCACAGCAUCCCCUUAAGCCAAAGCCUAAUCCGGAGCAAAGCCCUAACGCUCUUCAACUCUAUGAAGGCUGAGAGAGGUGUGGAAGCUGCAGAAGAGAAGUUUGAAGCUAGCAGGGGUUGGUUCAUGAGGUUUAAAGAAAGAAGCCACCUCCAUAAUGUAAAAGUGCAAGGUGAAGCAGUAAAUGCUGAUGUAGAAGCUGCAACAAGUUAUCCAGAUCUAGCUAAGAUAAUUAAGGAAGGUGGCUACACUACACAACAGAUUUUCAAUGUUGAUGAAACAGCCUUAUAUUGGAAGAAGAUGCCAUCUAGGACUUUCAUAGCUAGAGAGGAGAAGUCAAUGCUUGGCUUCAAAGCUUCAAAGGACAGGCUGACUCUCUUGUUAGGGGCUAAUGCAUCUGGUGACUUGAAGUUGAAGCCAAUGCUCAUUUACCACUCUGAAAAUCCUAGAGCCCUUAAAAAUUAUGCGAAAUCUACCCUACCUGUGCUCUAUAAAUGGAACCACAAAGCCUGGAUGACAGCACAUCUGUUUACAACAUGGUUUACCGAAUAUUUUAAGCCCACUGUUGAGACCUACUGUUCAGAAAAAAAGAUUCCUUUCAAAAUAUUACUGCUUAUUGACAAUGCACCUGGUCACCCAAGAGCUCUCAUGGAGAUGUACAGUGAAAUUAAUGUUGUUUUCAUGCCUUCUAACACAACGUCCAUUCUGCAGCCCAUGGAUCAAGGAGUAAUUUCAACUUUCAAGUCGUAUUAUUUAAGGAACACAUUUCGUAAGGCUAUAGCUGCCAUAGAUAGUGAUUCUUCUGAUGGAUCUGGGCAAAGCAAAUUGAAAACCUUCUGGAAAGGAUUCACUAUUCUAGAUGCCAUUAAGAACAUCCGUGAUUCAUGGGAAGAGGUCCAAACAUCAACAUUAACAGGAGUUUGGAAGAAGUUGAUACCAGCCCUCAUAGAUGACUUUGAGGGACCCAAGACUUCAGUGGAGGAAGUAACUGCAGAUGUGGUGGAAAUAGCAAGAGAACUAGAAUUAGAGGUGGAGCCUGAAGAUGUGACUGAAUUGCUGCAAUCUCAUGAUAAAACUUUAACAGAUGAGGAGUUGCUUCUUAUGGAUGAGCAAAGAAAGUGGUUUCUUGAGACAGAAUCUACUGGUGAAGAUGCUAUGAAGAUUGUUGAAAUGACAACAAAGGACUUAGAAUAUUACAUAAACUUAGUUGAUAAAGCAGCGGCAGGAUUUGAGAGGAUUGACUCCAAUUUUGAACGGAGUUCUACUGUGGGUAAAAUGCUUUCAAACAGCAUUGCGUGCUACAGAGAAAUCGUUCAUGAAAGGAAGAGUCAAUUGAUGUGGCAAACUUCACUGCUGUCCUAUUUUAAGAAAUUGCCACACCAACCCCAGCCUUCAGCAGCCACCGACCUGAUCAGUCAGCAGCCAUCAACAUCCAGGCAAGACCCUGCACCAGCAAAAAGAUUACGACUCACUGAAGGCCCAGAGAAUGGGAGACAGUAUCAGGAUUGAUUCGAAUUCUUGGACAUCCUGCUGGCAUCUGAGAAUUUCUUGUUGG